Molecule: messenger RNA, 3745 nt
Organism: Olea europaea var. sylvestris
Lineage: Eukaryota; Viridiplantae; Streptophyta; Magnoliopsida; Lamiales; Oleaceae
Exons: 24
Coding region: 199-3525 (1108 amino acids)
Biological process (GO): regulation of exocytosis
Cellular component (GO): plasma membrane; cytoplasm
Molecular function (GO): syntaxin binding; myosin II binding; GTPase activator activity
Source: RefSeq, a predicted model, not a curated record
UUUUCCGAGUAGGCGGUGGACUACCCCAAAUUAAUAUUGAACAGGUCCGAUUCGGCUCCCACUUCGCACUCGCCCGCAAUCCUGUUCGCAGAAGGAUACACGUUGACCCCACUGCCAAAAUAGCAACAAAAAUUUGAAGAAAAUCAAUUUCUCAUUCCAGUAAAGAAUCUCACAGCUUCGACUUACCAAUACAGUAAUAUGUUAGGUAAAUUAUUCGAGAAACCCGCUCAAUCGCAAUCAUCAGCAUCCCAGAAUGCUGUGCACCAAAGCAUGGCACCAAGUGUUUCCAUUCACUAUGGCAUUCCAUCUACUGCAUCAAUUCUGGCUUUUGACCCCAUCCAACGCCUCUUGGCAAUUGGGACACUAGAUGGCAGGAUCAAAGUAAUUGGUGGAGACAAUAUUGAAGGCCUCCUUAUGUCUCCUAAAUCCUUGCCCUUUAAGAAUUUAGAGUUCAUGCAAAACCAAGGUUUUCUAGUGACUGUUUCCAAUGAAAAUGAAAUUCAGGUUUGGGAUCUAGAGAAAAGGUGCAUAUCUUCUAAUUUGCAAUGGGAGUCCAAUAUAACAGCUUUCUCUAUUAUCUAUGGCACUCAUUACAUGUAUGUCGGCGAUGAGUAUGGAUUUUUGUCUGCUCUAAAGUAUGAUGCUGAAGAAAGGAAACUUUUGCACUUACCAUACCAUGUUCCUCCAAAUCUUAUAGCUGAAGGAGCUGGUAUUUCAUUGCCUGAUCAUCAAUCCAUCGUCGGUGUUCUAUCCCAACCUUGUUCAUCUGGGAACAGGGUUCUGAUUGCAUACGAGAAUGGGUUGAUCAUUCUCUGGGAUGUUACCGAGGAUAGAGCUGUUCUUAUCAGAGGCUAUAGAGAUCUCCAACUGAAGGAGGGAACAAUUGUUGAUUUUUCAAAUAAUGAAAGCCAUACGUAUCUGAAUAAUUCAUUAGAUGAUGAACAAGCAGAAAAGGAAAUAAGCUCUCUCUGUUGGGUGUCUCCUGAUGGGUCAGUAAUAGCUGUUGGUUAUGUAGACGGAGAUAUUUUGCUAUGGAACCUUUUAGUUUCUGAUAAUAGAAAUGGUCAGAGAGCACAUAAAUCAUCUAAUGAUGUUGUUAAGAUACAGUUAUCAUCAGGAGAUAGAAGACUACCUGUCAUUGUUCUGCACUGGUCUCCUAAUAAGGCCCAAUAUGGUUGUGGAGGUCAACUUUUUGUUUACGGUGGUGAAGACAUUGGGUCUGAAGAAGUCUUGACGAUCCUUGAUCUUGAUUGGUCUCCUGGACUAAUAAACUUGAAGUGUGUUGAUCGUGUUGACCUUGCUCUUCAUGGAUCUUUUGCUGAUGUGAUAGCACUGUCAGAUCCAUAUGAAGCAGACAUUAAUGAUUCAACUUCACUGUUUUUAUUGACCAAUCCUGGGCAAUUGCAUUUCUAUGACUAUCCUUCUUUGUCUACGUUCAAAUCUGGGCUAGAGAAGAAUCAAUCUGUCCAUGCAGUUCAAUACCAUUCAAUUAUACCCACUGUUGAACCAUGUAUGACUCUGGGAAAGCUAUUUUUGAUCAAUUCUGAAGCGAUUUUUUCAAGAACAGUCUCAGAGACAGAUUCAAAAUCAACACUACAAGCAGCGGGUAAUAUGACGACUAAAAGGACGAGGUGGCCUCUGACCGGCGGGAUUCCUUGUCAACUGUCUUCUGCUGAAGUUAGUAGUAAUCAGAGAAUAUAUAUAGGAGGAUAUCAAGAUGGAUCAGUUCGAAUAUGGGAUGCCACAUUUCCAGUUCUGUCACUUAUUUUUGUUUUAGGAUUUGAGAUGAAGGGUAUUGAAGUCGAUGGUGCAGAUGGGUCAGUAUCAGCACUAGACCUUUGUUCUGCCACCUUGACUUUAGCUGUUGGCAAUGAACGUGGUCUGGUUUGCCUUUAUAGGCUAGAAAGAAAUUCUAAUCAGAGAAACUUGACCAUAGUAGCUGAAACCAAACAUGAAGUUCAUCAUUUGCCGCAAGAGGAGAAAAAUCACGUGUAUGCUAUAUUUUCCAUCCUUAAUUCUCCAGUGCUUUCCUUGCAAUUUGUAUCUUCUGGGGUCAGACUUGCAGUUGGAUUCCAGUGCGGGCAGGUCACAAUGCUUGAUACUGGUUCUUUAUCAGUUUUAUAUACUACAGACUGUGUAUCUAGCCCAACGUCCCCAAUCAUUUCUUUGGCAAUGAGAACUUUUCCGGAUACUCGUGAAAAUAGUCUAAAGAACUCUGAAAGUGGAACUGUAGCUGAAUCUGCAAAGGAGGUUGCUUUUGUCUUGACGAAUGAUGCACACAUGGUUUUAAUCGAUAGCAUCAGUGGCAAAACGAUCAGUUCUCAGUCAAUACAUACAAAGGAAGAGUCAACUGCCAUAUGCAUGUAUUUAUUAGAAGGCGAAGAUCCUCUCCCUGAAGGGUCCAAAAAGCACACACUGACAACUUUGCCCAAUCAGGAAGCUGAAAGUCCACCUGUGCAAACAAGUGAUCAGAAUCUAAGUGGUUCAUCAGAAGCUGAAAAUCCCAAGCAACUUACAUAUUUAGAGAACUUACCCAUGGCAUCUCUAAUUUUACUUUGCUGUGAGGAUGCUUUGUAUUUCUACUCUUUAAAGUCCAUAAUUCAGGUGGAGAAUAAAUUUAUCAGUAUACUGGAACUUGGGAAACCUUGUUGUUGGACUACAAUAUUCAAGAAAAGUGCAGAGGAAUUUGGAUUGAUCAUAGUUUAUCAAACUGGAGAAAUUGAAAUAAGGACUAUUCCAGAACUCGAGUUGGUGGGAGAUACUUCACUGAUGUCAAUUCUUAGGUGGAAUUUCAAGAAUAAUAUGAACAAGACAAUGAGUGCUUCUGAUAAGGGGCAGAUUACUCUGGUGAAUGGAUGUGAAUUUGCUUUAAUAUCAUUUUUGGCCUGUGAAAAUGAAUUUAGGAUUCCUGAGAAUUCACCUGGGCUACAUGAUAAAGUCCUUGCAGCUGCAGCUGAUGCUGCUGUUAGUUUCUCCCAGAGCCAAAAGAAGACACAGAGUACCAUCCCUGGAUUCAUUGGAAAUAUGAUGAAGGGUUUGAAAGGGGAAAAGGCAGAUUCGAGUUUGAAUUAUAUUGAAGCUCGUGAAGCUUUGAUUGGCCAUUUAGAUAGCAUAUUCUCAAGAUUCCCAUUCUCUGAACCAGACAAUGAAUAUGACGUAGGAGACUUGGAUCUUCACAUAGAUGAUAUUGAAAUAGAUGAACCUGUUCCUACUGUAUCCUCAUCUCUUACUGCUAACAAUGACAGAAAAGGAAAGGAAACUGAGAGGGAAAUGUUAUUCGAAGGUGGUACCGCAGAUACUAAACCAAGGGCUCGGACACGUGAAGAAAUUAUUGCUAAAUAUAGGAACACCGGGGAUGCUUCCACUGCCGCUGCACAAGCAAAAGAAAAACUUAUAGAACGCCAGGAGAAACUUGAGAAACUCAGCAGACGGACUGAAGAGCUACAAAGCGGUGCUGAAAACUUUGCCUCAAUGGCGAAUGAGCUCGCCAAGGCAAUGGAAAAACGUAAAUGGUGGAAUAUUUGACUGCAUUCAAUUUCAUCCGCCGAAGCAACUUGAUCUCGCUGAGCAUGAGCAAGCCUAUCAGAUUUUGGUUUGCAGUCGCCGAGCUGCGACUACGUAGAUAUACUCAUUUCGAAUUUCUACACUAUGUAUUGUUAUAUUUUUUAGAAUUAAAUAUUUAUUUUUCUUCAUUUAUGUGGAUGUCAAUGGCAUUAAUAUAUUUUUUUUACAUCACCAAAUAGAA